AUGGCGGAGUUCUGGAUCAUCGUCUUGGGCAUAGUUAUUUCGCAAUGGCAGGAUGGCUGCGCCGUCAGUACCGAGAAAUGCUGUAGCUUUAUCAUCCUUCUUUCCGAAUGCGUCAACAAAAACGACUAUUCUGUCCCCUGGCUCAAUUAUCUGGCUGACGCGGCAACACGGUAUACUAAUGUCAAAACUGUCGAUCGUAGCCAAGCUGAGAAGCUGCUCAGACUAGGCAUGCGAAGAUGCAAGUUCUUUCUGAACGACUCGGGCCUUAGUCCCCCUCCAUUCUUCGGCCUUAGCUCUUUCUCAAUUCUUAUGAGCAUGGUUCCUGAGGUAGAAGAGCAGAUCAAAAUCAUGCGCACAAUUGCCCAGACUCUCCAGGCCUCAGACCAAGAUGUACUCAUUAGAUACAUCAAGAAGAUCCCAGAGAGAGUCGGCUUCCGGGCGUAA
Messenger RNA from Xylaria bambusicola, 444 nucleotides. RefSeq lists its product as uncharacterized. The transcript has a single exon. Lineage: Eukaryota; Fungi; Ascomycota; Sordariomycetes; Xylariales; Xylariaceae. The coding region runs from base 1 to 444 and encodes 147 amino acids. The record is from RefSeq and is a predicted model, not a curated record.